Molecule: messenger RNA, 2986 nt
Organism: Diorhabda carinulata
Lineage: Eukaryota; Metazoa; Arthropoda; Insecta; Coleoptera; Chrysomelidae
Exons: 8
Coding region: 135-2801 (888 amino acids)
Source: RefSeq, a predicted model, not a curated record
UCUUACGUUUGACAUAAGUGACUUUAUAAAAAUAUAAACAAUGUUAUAAAUUAGAUGACUUUUAUUCAUAUAUCAAGUAAAUUUCGAAUUUUAGAUUAAAAUGGAAAAUUGAAGUUUAAGUAUCAAUUACAAUCAUGGAAUCUUCCGAUGAAACAGAAAAACCUAGGAAAAGAGACACGUCUAGAAAGAUUUAUAAAAAUCCAUCAAAUUAUAAUUUUAAUUGUGAAUGUGGGAAAAACUUUAAUUACAAGAAGCAUUAUAAUGAUCAUAGGAGAAAAGUACAUAAAGACCAUUCCGAUUCACGUACCGAACCCCCCGUCAAACCUCAAAAAGGUUGUCCCUUAUGUGAUUUUAAAUCAAAAUACCGAGAGGAAAUGGUUAAACAUUUUGAAACAAAUCAUAAUAUUUCCUUGGUUCAAGAAAAAUUGUCGUUUACCACAAAAGAUGACUUUUUAAUUUGGAAAAACGAUAUUGAAGUGAGAACAGCAUCAAAAUAUAUAAGUGAAAAUGGAUCACAAGUAUUUAGAAAACAUGUAAUUACUAAGUAUACCUGUCAUAGAUCUGGAUAUUACAUUCCUCAUAAGAAAAAAGGUCUUCGGCACUUGAAAAAGCAAGGAAGUGUAAAAAUCAAUGGAUUUUGUCCUGCUAACAUUACUCUUCAACUACAAAAUAAUGGUAGUUGUAUUGUCACUUUUAUAGGAACUCAUAUAGGACAUGAUAAUAAUCUUAAACAUUUAUCUCUCACACCUUUAGAACGGGAGAACAUAGCUAGGAAGCUUUCAAUGAAAAUUCCAUUUGAUCAAAUUUUGGACAACAUUAAAGAUUCUAGUUCUGAUUCAUCACAACAAAGAAUUCAUCUUUUAACUCGUAAAGAUUUAUAUAAUAUACAAGCAUCAUUUAAUUUAUCUUCUAAAACUGUAAGUCACAAAAAUAUCACUGUAAAUAUCGAUGCAUUUAUAAAACAACUGCAAAUUUCAAAUGACUGCAUUUUAUACUAUAAACCUAAUGGUGUUUAUGCCGAAGAUGUUGCAGAGUUGAAAUUAGAUGAUUUUUUGUUAAUAAUUAUGACACCAGCUCAGCUAGAUCUGUUAAUAAAAUAUGGACAUGACUGUAUUUGCUUGAAUGGCACACAUGGUGUAAAAAAAUUUGAUUUAGAACUAAAUACUCUAAUGAUAUUAGAUGAGUUGAGAGAGGGAUUUCCGUGUGCAUUUCUCAUAUCAAAUAGAUUAGAUCUUCAAGUGUUGAGUUUAUUUUUUUCAAAGAUCAAAUCAAAAGUAGGCAUCAUUAAACCAAAGAUUUUUAUGUCAGACUUAUCUGAUACUUAUUAUAUUGCUUGGUGCAAUGUUAUGGGAAUUCCUGAAAAAAGGCUGCUCUGUACAUGGCAUAUUGAUUAUUGGUGGAGGGACAACUUAUCAAAAAUUAAUAAUAAGCAAACUCAGGCGCUCAUUUAUAAGCAUCUACGGACUCUAUUGACUGAGCGAGAUGUUAAUACAUUUCAAAAAAUGUUAAUUCAGUUCUGCCACAUCGAUGAUCCAGAUUCAUUGGAGUUCAUUACAUAUUUUCGUAACAAUUUUGUUAAUAACAAUGAAUGUUGGGCUUAUUGUCAUCGUCUUCAUGCAGGAAUCAACACUAAUAUGCAUUUGGAACGAAUGCACAAAUCUAUAAAUUUUAUUUUCCUCAAAGAAAAACGUCUAGAUAAAGGGAUAACCGCAAUGUUGAAAUUUUUAAAGGAUAAGCUUAUGGAUGAACAAAAAAUAAACCAAAAAGGAAAAGUUUGCAUAAAGUUGUCAAAUAUCGAAUUAAAACACAAACAUAUGGAAGAAAUGGAUGGAAGUACUCUGAAAGCUUACGACCAUGGUUGGGAGGUAUUAUCAGAUAAAGGUUGCGAAAUGUAUUUAGUACAACAACAAGAAACAAAUUGCAUUAAUUGUCAGCUUGUUUGUACAGAAUGUGGUAUAUGCAUUCAUCAGUUUGUGUGUACGUGUUUGGAUAGUGCGAUCAAAUAUAACAUGUGUAAACAUAUUCAUCUUGUUGCAAAAUAUAUAAAUAAUAAUCAUUUUGUGGAAGAACAACAUAUUGUAGAAAUAGAUGAAAAUGAUGACGGACAAGAAGAUGGUAAUAUAGAUAACGGCGACAAUAAUGAAAAUACUGGAGAAACAUUUUUAGGUGAACUAAAUCCAAGUAAAAUUCCUGACUUGGAUGAUCGGAAAGAAAUGCUUAUCAAAUCCAUUAUAGACACCAUCAAUUCAAUUUCGUCUAUGCAAGAAUUAGAGAUAAUAGAAAAACAAGUUUCUAUAGCUAGAUCAACAUUGGUUAAUAUGAAAAACUUUGUUUCCAAAACAGUUUCAGUAACUGAAACCCAGUCUACUCCAAUAGAUUUGGAACAACAUUUAAUGGAGCAUAAAAUUGAACGUCAUUUUAUGGUAAACAGCAAUCUAGAAAAUUCUUCUGUUUGUUCAAUAUGUAUGAAGAGGUUUAAAAAUGACGUAUACCACCAACGUAUUUUGACUGAUAUUAGUAGAAAGAACGAAAUUUGUAUGGAUUGUGGUAAAGGGUUGUAUAACAAAAGAGAUCAAUUAGGGGCGAACGGGAGAUUUCACGAAAUCAAAUAUAAUGAACAAGUGGAAAAUGUAAUUUCCAAGGAACAUCGAGACCUUUCGAGUACCAGAACAACACAUGUUACUAUUAGUGUUAGUGGAGCCCAAAAUUCUCACAUUCAAAUCCCAGUGCAGAUUCCAGUAACACAUCCUUCGUUAACUUCCACUAUUAAAGAAGAUGAUAGAAAUAUUUUGAGUUUGUAAUCCGUUAUCUCAGUGAUGAAUUUGUUUUAUAGCUCAACUUAUAUAUUUAAUAUUUUUUUUAAAUAAUUAUUUAUGUUUCUAUUUUUUAUUUAUUAAAUCAGUUAUAAAUUAAUUUUAACCAUUUGUCUACCAAUCAAUAUAUUUCUAUACUAUAUUAAUAAAAAAUAAAUAUAAAUCUUGAACUG